Messenger RNA from Scleropages formosus (Asian bonytongue), 3153 nucleotides. RefSeq names its product sine oculis-binding protein homolog. Gene Ontology annotation, biological process: animal organ development. The transcript has 6 exons. Lineage: Eukaryota; Metazoa; Chordata; Actinopteri; Osteoglossiformes; Osteoglossidae. Bases 245 to 2542 code for a protein of 765 amino acids. Gene Ontology annotation, cellular component: nucleus. The record is from RefSeq and is a predicted model, not a curated record.
CAGCGGGGAAAGAUCUCCCCCGCAAGCUCGACAUGUUCAGCGGAGAUUCAAGGCACCGCCGACGAUGGGCGGAGAUGCGGGACUCGAGUCCGGGAGCGCUGUGUCCGACAUCCCUCCCCCUGUUGCCCCGCCGCUCUCCCGCCUCCGGAGGCUCCGGUGUCCUGGCCCGGCUUGUCGCACUAGCCCACCCGUACAAGACGGAGUACAUGGAUGGUAAACUAAAAUAAUAAUAGUAAUCGGAAGCAUGUGUGAGAAGGACACUGACAGACCGCGGGAAUUUAAACGGAGCAGAAAACCCGCUCAUCCCAUGAAGAGAGAAAUCAAGUCGGAGGUGAAGAGUCAUGCUGAGAGUACAAUGAACGAGUUGUUGAGCUGGUACAAAUAUGGCAAGGCCGAUCGGAGAGAUCCAGACACGAUGGAGGGUGGCCUCAGCAUAUCUACCCUGAAAGAAAACUGUGCACCGAAGGAGAAGAAGACGGGUGAAAGUCUCAGUUCUCUGGCAGUGGUAAUGAAGAAGGGAAGGAUGGAUUCAUCCUCUGUCACUGAGCAGGCCAAAAUUCAGAUCUGUUCUCCACAGAUUACCUCUUCUCAGAUAAAGAUACCAGCAGAGCAGGAUGUGUUGAGCGAGCAGGUCACGUGUGCCUGGUGUCAGAAGGCUGGGGCUCGUAGGUACUCCCUCCAUAUGGGCAGCGAGCUCAAGAGCUUCUGCAGUGAGAAAUGCUUUGCUGCUUGCCGCCGGGCCAACUUCAAACAUAACAAGGCAAGGGACAGAAACGGCCAAGAUGAGGACUCACCUCAGCAAAGCAAGUGGAAGGAAACAUCCAGGCAAGGAAUCAAAGUUAUCAGUGAAUCUCUGGUGUGUGACUGGUGCAGACAUGUGUGCCACACCACAGAGUACUUGGACUUUGGUGAAAGUGAGAGACGACUGAACUUCUGCAGCCCUAAGUGCCUGAACCAGUACAAAGUGGGCGUUUUCUACAAGGAAAGCCAUGCAAAGCAGCAAGGUGUGGAGACCAGGACGAAGAGCUGCGAAACAGGGCGGAGACUUCUUGGACCUGAAUCCUGGAAUUUGCCACAGGGAGACCUGCGCCCCCAGGUCAAGACAAUUACAAGACCCACUGAGACCACCCUUGCUUCAUCCAUUGAAUCCAGAGUGGCUUCUGCCUCCCCCGCUUUCUGUGUUCCUGUGGUUCAUACAUCAGGACCCCAGAAUCAGAAGAGUCUCAAUCUACCAUCUGUCACUGGUGUCCCGGUCAACAUCCCAAAUGAGAUGAUCCACCACAGCCCUGCAGCCUCCUCUACUGAACAUCAGAGGAAUUGCUCUCAACCACCAGCCUUGUGGAAGCCCCCGUACAGCACUGCUUCUCAUGGUACUCUGAUGAACCUCCACCCUACUCCAACUGCUAGAGGUCCACCACCCCCCGACAGCUCCAUUCCCAAAUCAAUGAAUUUCUCCCAUUCCCAGCCUCUUCCCACCACAGCUGCAGUACCUGGCACUCCAGCAUGGCCAGUGCCACCGUACUUGGCCACUCACACACCUGUCCCACCCUUUGUACCCAACAGUAUCAUAUCAAAUCACUAUAUAGCAAUGCCCCAGGGGAGCUUCAGUUUUACUCCUCUGGUGCCUUCUCCCACACUGUUGGUGCCAUACCCCAUUAUUGUUCCUCUGCCUGUGCCAGUCCCCAUUCCCAUACCAUUCAGAGCACGGAGUACCCCUCAGGGCAACAGGGACAUUGUUCCAGGCCUGCCGACAGGGGAAGAUCAGUCUGAGAACCUCCAUGCACCAUCUUUAGCAGAUGCAGGAGAGAACCAGGGAGGCUCCGAGAAGAAGCCGACAAAAGACAAGACCUCUGAGCAGAGAAACUUCACCCAGCUGACUUUCACAACAGCCCAUGAGCAGGGGAGGGCUAAUACAGAUCACAGUGUGAAGGUUGGGACUCCAGAUGUGUCCUGGUCCAUGUCUUUAUCCCCUAAAGGCAUGUGCCAAAGUGAGGUGACGGACUUGACAUUUGGCCCAGGACCUGAGGAGUUAGACUUGCCGUUAUUGGGCAAGACAAGGACAAGCAGCAGUCCCAUGACCCCUACUGUUACUCUAGCUUGUGAGAGACCAAGUGACCGUGAAAGCAGGUCCCAGUGCAACUUUGAUAAUACACGACUGGGGAAUGGCAACAUGGGGGCGGAGCCCAGUCCAGCCACUCCCUGCACCAUAAACGUCACGGCACCUGUGUCCAUCCGAGGGGUGACCUUCUCUGAGGAUGCAGCAGUUGGUGAGCCGGAACCACCUAAGGAGAAUGAGUGGAUGGCCCUGGGGACAAAUGCCAGAAGGGAUGUCCCAUCCAGUGAAGGAGAAGAUGGGGGGGACAGGGACGAGUCUAGUUCCACAGAUGAGGAGCACCCCUACACUCCCGCCAUACAGACUGGGGAAAAGCCUGGGAGGAGGAGCACUAUCAGGGUCACCUGUGUGACAGCUGCAGAGGAACUGGGAGCACUAGAACUCCCACCAAAGAGGAGGUGUCUGCGCAUUCGCCAUCUAAACAAAUGAAAGAGAAGAGCUGCCUGCAGCAGCAGCCCCGAUGGCUCUUCCUCCAAAGUGGUUUGGCGGGGGGAGUCACAGCAGCUUGGGUGGGACAGUGGUCAUACAGAGACAUGAAAGGGGUUCACCGAGUGCAAAUAAGCAUGGGGAGAUCCUGUAACAAAACAAAAUACAUUGGCUCCUCAAAUUAUAGAUACAGUUAAGACCUGCCCUGUUCACAGUUCAAUUUGUUCCUAACUCCAAAGUCACUUUCACCCACUAAGUCCCAUUCAAUAAAAGCUAAGUAAUACAGAGGCAGGUUGACUUUUUUGCAGGUCAGAAUCUGUAAAAGCCUUGGAUGUAGCUAUAGUGUCAUAAAACUUUACAUUUGAAUAUUUUUUGUCAAUUUCGGAUGAAUUAAAAAUUGAAGCUAGUUUAAAAAGACAGAAAAAAAUAUUGUUUCCACAAACUCCUUUUCAUGCCACAUUGUUCAAUAUCAUUAUGCUGUUACUGAUCACAAAUCAUGAACAAUAGAUAAUAACAUCUUGGCAGGUCAACACAGGCCACGUUCCCUCCAUCACAGAUAUUUUAAAACACGGAUACUAGUGAAUUAAAAAAAUUAAACAAAAUAAAUCACUCAC